CCAUAGAACACGAUAAAUUUCAGAUUGUUGAGAUUCUACUUUCUCUCUCUUCUCUCCCUUUCUCUCUCUUAAUUUAAUCACAUUGCGGCUAGGGUUUUAGAGCCUCGUCACUCAUCUCUUCACUCUCUCUCCUCUUCUUCCUCUAUCCCCUUUUUUUCUCUCUUUGGAUGUGACAAUUUUUGCCUGAAAACAUCCCACCAAUCUAAAUUAUAAUUUCCCAAAUGGUAUCGAAAACAAAUUAAUUUCCCCUUUUUUUGUUCUUAAUUUUGAUUUGAUUUUCUGGGGUUUGUAGCAUUUUAUUAAUUUUUGUUAAAAACCCAAUUCAAAUCUUGAAAAAAUGGCGACUAUGAACCCUUUUGAUUUGUUGGGUGACAACGAUAACGAUGAUCCUUCGCAGCUAAUUGAAAAGGCUUCAGCUCAGCUGCAGAAGGCGGCUGCUGCGCCGAAGAAAACCCCAGCUCAGGGUGGUGCUCAAUCGCAGCAACAAAAGGCUGCGAAAUUGCCCUCCAAACCUUUGCCCCCAUCCCAAGCUGUUCGGGAGGCAAAGAAUGAGACCCAACGUGGAGGAGGCCGUGGAGGCGGUCGUGGUGGUGGUGAUCGUGGUGGACGUGGUGGUUACAAUAGAGACUACUCAAGCAAUGAAAAUGCUUUUAACAACACUGGAGUGAUCGGUCAAGGAGACAGGGGUGAAGAAGGAAGGGAAAGGCGACCUUUUGGGGGACCUCGUGGCCCUUUCCGUGGUGGUCGCCGUGGUGGUUUCAACAAUGAGGAGGGGAGAGAUGGUGACCGACCAAGAAGAACCUAUGAACGUCGAAGUGGGACUGGACGUGGCCAAGAGGUCAAACGUGAGGGAUUUGGCCGUGGAAACUGGGGUGCUGAAUCAGAAGAAGUUGCUCCUGGUACCGAGGAAGCUGGAGAACAAAAUGAGAAGAAUUUGAACACUGAGAAUCUUCCAGCUGUUGAAGAUGCUGCUGAAGGCAACAAGGAGGGCCAGCCAGAGGAGACUGAAGAAAAGGAACCAGAAGAAAAGGAGAUGACUCUUGAAGAGUAUGAGAAGCUGCUGGAAGAGAAGAGGAAAGCUCUAGUAGCACUCAAGACUGAGGAACGGAAGGUGGAGGUUGACAAAGAUCUCCAGUCCAUGCAACAGCUUUCAAACAAGAAAGAGGACGAAUCAGUUUUCAUUAAAUUGGGUUCUGACAAGGAUAAGAAGAAGGAAUCACUUGAAAAGGAGAAAGUGAAGAAGUCUGUCAGCAUUAACGAGUUUCUGAAGCCUGCUGAUGGGGAGAGAUUCGGAGGUCGCGGCAGGGGACGUGGUCGUGGCUCAAGAGGUGGUGGAUAUGGUGGUGGAGGUAACAGGGUGUAUAAUUCACCUGCUCCAGCUAUUGAAGAUCCUGGGGAGUUUCCCACUUUAGGUGGCAAGUGAAGCCAUAGCUAUGAUCUUUGGUCUUUUUGUGGGCUUUUACUUGUAUGCCCUUUGAUUUUAAGUCUUUUUUGAGUAGGACUUCCAGCUGUGAGUGUCCUGUACCAAAUACAACUUUAAGGAAAAAUUUUAUGUUUUUUCAACUUGUAUAUUUAUUUUCUGUUACCUCUUUCUUUUUUUCUUGUAUUUGAUGUUUGCUUUUAUGGGUCUUAGUUGUUAGAAGGGGGUAUACAGCACGAAAACAAAAGAUCAUUCGCUCAGUUUUGUUAUUGAAAUAGAUUUAGUCUUUUUGGUCCUUCAA
Messenger RNA from Chenopodium quinoa (quinoa), 1721 nucleotides. RefSeq names its product RGG repeats nuclear RNA binding protein A-like. Gene Ontology annotation, cellular component: cytoplasm; nucleus. The transcript has 7 exons. Gene Ontology annotation, molecular function: RNA binding. The coding region runs from base 338 to 1423 and encodes 361 amino acids. Lineage: Eukaryota; Viridiplantae; Streptophyta; Magnoliopsida; Caryophyllales; Amaranthaceae. The record is from RefSeq and is a predicted model, not a curated record.